This is a messenger RNA of Ziziphus jujuba (common jujube), 2883 nucleotides long. RefSeq names its product wall-associated receptor kinase-like 10. Gene Ontology annotation, molecular function: ATP binding; protein serine/threonine kinase activity. Gene Ontology annotation, biological process: protein phosphorylation; cell surface receptor signaling pathway. Lineage: Eukaryota; Viridiplantae; Streptophyta; Magnoliopsida; Rosales; Rhamnaceae. Bases 1 to 2766 code for a protein of 921 amino acids. The transcript is spliced from 3 exons. Gene Ontology annotation, cellular component: plasma membrane. The record is from RefSeq and is a predicted model, not a curated record.
AUGCGCGAAAGCACCAACUUAGAAGGAAGCCCUUUUAAGUACUCUCAAAACAACAUCUUCGCAGCCGCUGGUUGCGGAGCCAUUGUUCUGAUGUAUUCGGGCGAAGCAUCCAUUGGUGGAUGCUCCUCCAUUUGUAAUGACACAGCUUAUGGUAAUAGCUGCAAUGGUAUAAAUUGCUGCCAGACAACCAUACCAUCAAAUCUCAAAUCAUUCAACACAAGUUUUCUCAACCUUCUGGGUGAGGGUAGCGGAAAUCAAUGUAAGUUUGCAUUCAUGGUGGACCAACGGUGGUUGGAAUCAGGUUGGAUGAAUAUUUCUGCAAUCCAUGAGAUGGUUGAUGUUACUGUGGAGCUUAAUUGGGAGCUGUAUCAUUAUUCAACCUAUGAUGUAUUUGGGACUUUUGUGGAAACCAAUAGCACGAUUUUUGCAGAAUACAAUUGCUAUAAGGACAAUGAAACAUCCGAAUAUGGUUGUUACAGAAACUCAUAUUGCUAUAUUUAUACUGGAACGGUAGGUCAGCUAAGGCUUCAGUGUACAUGCGGGUGGGGCUCCGAAGGAAACCCGUAUCUUCACGGAGGAUGUAAAGGGGUGUUCAAGCUCAAGAAAGAUGGCAGCGGAAGGGUGGUGAAACACAAAGCCCGAUUGGUGGUCAAAGGAUUUCUUCAGAAGAAAGGAAUUGACUUUGAUGAGAUUUUUUCACCAGUGGUAAAAAUGACUUCAAUUCGAGUCAUUUUUGGUUUAGUAGCAAGUCUAAACCUAGAGCUUGAGCAGAUGGAUGUGAAGACAGCAUUUCUUCACGGUGAUUUACAUGAAGAAAUCUACAUGGAGCAGCCAGAAGGAUUUGAGGUUUCAGGGAAAGAAAACCUCGUAUGCAAGCUAAAGAAGAGCUUGUAUGGCCUCAAGCAAGCACCAAGACAAUGGUAUAAGAAGUUUGACUCAUUUAUGGUGAGUCAAGGUUAUAAAAGGACUGCAGCAGACCAGUGUGUUUAUAUUCAAAAAUUUUCAGGUGGAAACUUCAUUGCACUUUUGCUAUAUGUGGACGACAUGUUGAUCGUUGGACAAGAUGCAAUGAAGAUUAGUAAGCUGAAGAAAGCAUUGUCUAAGUCCUUUGAUAUGAAAGACUUAGGACCAGCUCAACAAAUUUUGGGAAUGCAAAUAAUCCGAGACAGGAAGAAUAGAAGGUUAUGGCUAUCUCAAGAGAAGUAUGUUGAACGGGUGAUAAAGAGAUUCAACAUGGAUAAAGCCAAACCGGUCAGCAUUCCACUUGCAAAUCAUUUCAAGUUGAGUAAGAGAAUGUGCCCCUCAUCCAAAGAAGAGAUAGAGGAGAUGGCUUCAGUACCAUAUUCUUCAGCGGUAGGAAGUCUGAUGUAUGCAAUGGUGUGUACCAGACCAGACAUUGCUCAUGCAGUAGGUGUUGUGAGCAGAUUUCUUUCAAAUCCUGGAAAGAAACACUGGGAAGCAGUCAAAUGGAUUCUCAGGUAUCUUAAAGGUACAUCGAAGCUGUGCUUGUGCUACGGGGGAGGUGAUCCAAUCUUAGAAGGCUAUACAGGUGUUGGCAGCGGCGUCCUUGGAUUGUUGUUUCUAUCGGCUUCGGCAUGGUUGCUAACUAAGUAUAUGAGAAAAAGACGCAUAGAAAAGUUUUUCAAACAAAAUGGUGGAUUGUUGUUACAAGAACAAUUAUCUUCAGGGGAAGCCAAUAUUGAGAAAACCAAGUUGUUUAAAUCAGAUGAGUUAGAGAAGGCAACUGACCAGUUUAACAUGAACAGAGUUCUUGGCCAGGGAGGUCAAGGUACUGUUUACAAAGGAAUGUUGGCAGAUGGAAAAAUUGUUGCUGUCAAGAAAUCUAAAAAGGUUGAUGCAUUCAAAGUUACGGAGUUCAUUAAUGAAGUUGUCAUUCUUUCACAAAUUAAUCACAGGAAUGUUGUGAAACUACUGGGAUGUUGUUUAGAAACUGAAGUUCCUCUGCUAGUUUAUGAGUUUAUACCAAACGGAACAUUGUUUCGGUAUAUCCAUGAUCAAAAUGAGGACUUUCAACUAACAUGGGAAACCCGAUUACGAAUUGCAAAGGAAAUUGCAGGAGCUUUUUCCUACUUGCAUUCUGCCGCUUCCUUUCCCAUUUAUCACCGUGACAUAAAGUCUUCAAAUAUUCUCCUAGACGAAAAGUACAGAGCAAAAAUAGGAGAUUUUGGAACUUCAAGAUCGGUUACCAUUGAGCAAACACACCUCACCACAUUAGUAUAUGGCACAUUUGGAUACUUGGACCCUGAGUACUUCCAGUCAAGCCAGUUUACCGAUAAGAGUGAUGUAUAUAGCUUUGGGGUGGUUCUUGCUGAGCUGUUGACAGGACGAAAACCAGUUUUUAUUGAGGCAGAGGAAGGAGGAAGUCUUGCAGCGUCUUUCAUUCUUUCCAUGGAAGAUAAUCGUUUGUUUGACAUUGUUGAUGCUCAAGUUUUGAAGGAAGCAACUGGCAAAAAAGAAGCAAUAAUAGCAGUUGCUAAACUUGCGAAAAGAUGCUUGGAUUUGAGUGGAAGGAAAAGACCUUCGAUGAAAGAAGUGGCAAUGGAUCUGGAGCGAAUUCAAAAAUCAGUUAAAGCUUCUAAUUAUGUUGAGCAAAAUGUUGAAGUGGUUGAAUUUGAUCGAAAUCAAAUGACUGCACCUUGGGAUGAUGUUUCGAUAUCGACAUGGUCAGCUUCUUAUGGUGGUAUUGCUUCCUCAUCGGAUAUGGAAGCACCUCUAAAUGAGAAACAUAUGCUUACUUAUAAGUAAUUUCCUUUUCCAUUUUUUGUUAAUCAUCAGUAAAGAUAGUAAUAUAUAGAGCAUAUUAGCAAAUUGAAAAAUGCACAUUUGCUUUGAUGAAUUUCUUCAAUAUCAUCACAUAGAAUA